This is a messenger RNA of Rasamsonia emersonii CBS 393.64, 1614 nucleotides long. RefSeq names its product Allantoin permease. Lineage: Eukaryota; Fungi; Ascomycota; Eurotiomycetes; Eurotiales; Trichocomaceae. The transcript is spliced from 6 exons. The record is from RefSeq and is a predicted model, not a curated record. Gene Ontology annotation, cellular component: plasma membrane. Bases 1 to 1614 code for a protein of 537 amino acids. Gene Ontology annotation, biological process: transmembrane transport; nucleobase transport. Gene Ontology annotation, molecular function: nucleobase transmembrane transporter activity.
AUGGACAAGUUAAUUCGACGCCUCGAGGUCAAGCACGAGGGAGGCACGAUCCCGGACCGCUGGAUCAACAAUGACAUCAAGCCGAUCGAGAGCGGGCGGCGCACCUGGGGGUUUUGGACCUUCCACAACUACUGGGUGCUGGUGCAAUCGAAUAUCUCAUCGUAUAUGACGGGUAGCUCGCUGAUCGCGCUUGGGUUGACCUGGUGGCAGGCGAUCAUCGCCAUCGUCGUGGGCAAUAUCAUAGCAACACUGUUGGUCGUCCUGAACUCGGUACCUGGGGCCUACUAUCACUUGGGCUUCCCAGUCGUGAAUCGCUAUGUCUGGGGGAUGUACGGCAGCACGUUUGUGCUGUGGAAUCGUAUCUUGCUAUCAGUUGACGGCUUCCAGGCAUGGGUCGGGGGCGAGUGUGUUUACGUGUGCCUGCAGGCCAUCUGGCCCUCGAUCGAGAGCCGCAUUCCCAACCACAUGCCUGCCUCGACCGGCAUGACCACCGCCAGCUUUGUCGCCUACAUUAUCUUUAUGGUCAUCUCUAUGCCCGUCAUCUACGUGCGCCCGCAUAAGCUUCAGUACUUCUUCUACGUGUCCGCCGCCGUCAUCCUUGUCUUCGAAAUCGUCCUGCUUAUCUGGGCCUUGGCCACCAUGGGCCCCUCGGGCUUUGGAGCCACGAUAUCCUCUACCGCCUCGGGCACCCCCGGCUGGAACAUCGCCUUCGGCAUCAUCAGCACCAUUGGGUCGAUUGCCGCCGGCAUCCUCAACCAGAACGACUACGCGAGGUUUGCCCGCAGGCCCCGUGAUGCCAUCUACGGCCAGCUCUUCAGCUUCCCCGUCUACGCCAUCAGCUGCUCCGUCAUCGGCAUCCUCGUGACGGCCGCCACUCAGAACCGCUACGGCCAAGCGCUUUGGAACCUACCCAACCUGCUGAGUGCCAUUAUCGAGCAUGGCGGUUCGCGCUCGAGGGCCGCCGCCUUCUUUGGGGGUGCGGCACUGGUGGUGAGCCAGAUUGGCGUUAACGUACCGGGCAACGCGCUAUCCGGAGGCUUCGACCUCGCGGCAACAUUCCCCAAGUUUAUCAACAUCCGCCGCGGCGCCUACAUCACGGCGCUCAUCUCGGUUGCGUGCAACCCGUGGAAACUCGUCAACACGGCAACCACCUUCCUGGCCGUCCUGAGCAGCUACUCCGUGUUCCUGGGCCCGAUGACAGGGCUGAUGAUCUCGUCGUACUUUAUUGUCAACCGGCGUCGGAUCAAGGUCGAUGACCUUUAUCUCGGCUCCUCUGGCAGCAUCUACUGGUUCACACUUGGCGUCAAUUGGCGGGCCAUCAUUGCGUGGGUCUGCGGCACCGCACCCUCGCUCCCCGGCUUCGUCGCAUACGUGAACCCCAAGAUCACGGUCCCCGACGGAUUGAUGCACCUGUACUACAUAUGCUUUCUUGUGGGCCUCGCGAUCAGCGCGUUCGUGUACUGCGCUCUGCACUUCUUCUUCCCCGCACGGGCCGUGAAGAACUUUGUGCAAACGGCCCCGUCACCGGGGACGCUUAUGGCGGAGAGUCGCGAGAAGUGGGACAACAGAGACGAGAGGGUCCAUGUGUUUGAGAUUGACGCGACGAAGCUGUAG